UUUGCAACCAAGAACUUAGCGUCCACCAUGGCGAUUCGCUGCCAAUUUGAAAACUCGAACGAAAUCGGCGUCUUCUCCAAGCUCACGAACGCGUAUGCGCUUGUCUGCAUUGGCGGCUCGGAGAACUUUUACUCGGUCUUUGAAGCCGAGCUCGCCGACCACGUCCCGGUCAUCCACUGCUCGAUCGCCGGCUGCCGCUUCGUCGGCCGCGUCGCUGUCGGCAACAAGAACGGCCUCCUCCUCCCCAACUCGACGACCGACCAGGAGAUGCAGCACAUCCGUAACGCGCUGCCCGACUCGGUCGUCGUCCAGCGUGUCGAAGAGCGACUCUCGGCGCUCGGCAACGUUGUCGCCUGUAACGACCACGUCGCGCUCGUGCAUACCGACUUGGACCGCGAGACGGAAGAGAUCAUUGCCGACACGCUUGGCGUCGAGGUCUUCCGCCAGACGAUUGCCGGCAACGCGCUCGUCGGCUCGUACUCGGUCUUGAGCAACCAGGGCUGCCUCGUGCACCCGCGCACGACGGUCGACGACCAGGAAGAACUCUCGUCGCUGCUCCAGGUGCCGGUCGUCGCUGGUACGGUCAACCGCGGUUCGGACGUGCUUGGCGCCGGCAUGGUCGUGAACGACUGGACGGCAUUCACGGGUCUCGACACGACAUCGACGGAAAUCUCGGUCGUCGAAAGCAUCUUCAAGCUCCAGAACGCGCAGCCGAACGCGAUUGCGGGCUCGAUGCGGUCGGCCUUGAUCGAUUCGAUGACUUAAUUACCCGAUUAAAUUUAAUAGACACCACGGUUGCACUCGA
Molecule: messenger RNA, 805 nt
Organism: Saprolegnia diclina VS20
Lineage: Eukaryota; Oomycota; Saprolegniomycetes; Saprolegniales; Saprolegniaceae
Product: eukaryotic translation initiation factor 6
Exons: 1
Coding region: 28-765 (245 amino acids)
Biological process (GO): maturation of 5.8S rRNA; assembly of large subunit precursor of preribosome; ribosomal subunit export from nucleus
Cellular component (GO): preribosome, large subunit precursor; cytosol; nucleolus
Molecular function (GO): ribosomal large subunit binding
Source: RefSeq, a predicted model, not a curated record